Molecule: messenger RNA, 329 nt
Organism: Trametes versicolor FP-101664 SS1
Lineage: Eukaryota; Fungi; Basidiomycota; Agaricomycetes; Polyporales; Polyporaceae
Exons: 2
Source: RefSeq, a predicted model, not a curated record
CGCAUUCAAGGCCACGCAAACUUCGUACAACACCCACGAUCGGUCUAGUAGCGGACCCCAUCAGCAUGACGGUGCGAUGCUAAUGCCGGGUCCAGUGAGGCUAAGGCAUGGGAUUAUCAGGGCUGGCAACUGGAUGGAUGGUUACCAACCGAGAUCUCGAUCCGCCUCGCUCGUCUGCGCGCCCUCCUCGUGCCUUGCUUUCCCGCCGUCCGCAUCACCAUCGAUCGAGUACUAGUGCUGGCAUCAAACUGCGUCAAUCAUUCACUCCGAUCGUUCCUCUAAUCCUGACGUUCGACGUCGCGUACCACAUCCUUACGCUUGGGGUAUAA